UGGUGUACCGCGGGAAACCCUCGCAAGGAUGUCGCGAAUGUCGUCUACGGCACAANAAGGGUUCAUCUCGUCCUCAUCUCACAAAAGACCUCGGUCGCUGACCAGAGCAGUGCGAUCUUCGUCCUGGAGGAUGUAGUCGAUAAUGCGCAUCGUGUUUGUCCUGGCUAUCCUGCACAACAUGAGUUGAGGAUCUGCGAUCAGAGUUCCGAGAUCAUACUUAAAACACGUGCCUGCCGUGAAACUGCUCAACAAUCUGUCGUCAAAGCUCCAUCGCCUUCUUUGCUGUCAUGCAUAUCGCCUGCAUUGUUCGCAUCAUCUCAGUCAGUCGACUUGUACGGAUCGGUCGGUAAUCACAUCUUAUCCUCUGCCGGCAACGAAGACCAGUGUCUGGCUUUCUUCUUCCAUAACUACGUUGUUAACAAUGCCAAGUAUCACUCUUGUCUUUCUGAAAUCGGCAACGAGCAUCUUUUCGCAAGUGUCAAGGCUCUCAGCACUGCUGGUCUUUCCAAGUAUCAUUCGAAUACACAGUUGUUGCACUCUGCACGACAUCGAUACGUGCAAGCACUGAGUCUUGUCAAUGCUGCCUUGAGAGACACCAAAACAGCGAUCCAAGACGAAACUCUGCUUGCGAUACUUGUGCUGACGAGUUAUGAGACCUUGACUGGUGGUGUGCAUCGCAGUCUCGAGGCGUGGGUGCAACACAUCAAUGGUGCUUCUACUCUGCUUCGUCUUCGCGGUCAUGACGGUGUCAAGCACGCGGAUGGCCGACUACUUACCAUGCAUGUCAUUGCUUUCAUCAAUGUUACCUGCUUGCUCAAAGAUCUGCCCACACCACCGUACAUCCACGAGUUGCAGCCUCGGAUACACAAAUUUCUGUACGAGCAUGACAGUCCAGCGGCCCGAUACCAACAAGUCAGUCUCCGAUUCGCGGACUUUAACCAUGCCUUCCAUCAUCAUAUGUUCAGCACACCUCAAGAGAUCAUGGCUUGUGCUACUGAACUAGAAAUGGAGAUGGUUGCUUCACUUGUCGAUCUGCCAAUGUACUGGAGAACUGAGAUCGCUGCGCCUGCCACUGUCUUGGACAAAAAGCGUGUUGAGUGUGGCGCUCUGAACUUCGAGAUCCAGUACGCAGAUCCAGGUUCGAGCUAUAUCUGGGCUUCCUUUUUCUCGUCGAGGAUUCUGCUUCAGGAGAUGUUACUCAAGGCAGCGCAUCACAUAGACACAAACGAUAGAGCCCCAUCGCUGUACGCAGAGAUCAAGGAUCGCUGUCACAGCAUAAUAUCUGAGAAUCAACUGCUCAUUCUGGCCAGUAUACCGCCAUUCUUACGAUCACAAGUACUUGGGGGCGACUUAUCUGCCAGACAGGGGACGGACAAAGCUACACAAGUCGAUAACAAAACUUGCACUCAUCAAUGGACGCAUGCGUCGCUGGCAAAUCGCCAUCUUGUUCCCGAAGUGUUUGCAAGCAGACUGCCCGUCAUGCGCACCCUAGGCGGUUAUGGAGUCUUGUGGCCAUUGUUUGUGGCUGGUUCUUGCUCGACAACCACGCCCGAGAUUCUGGAAUAUGUCAAGGGUAUGUAUCAAGUGUUUGGCGAGACUAUGAAGAUUGAGCAGGCAUUUGUAUUGAGAGACAUGCUAUGCUUGGCCUUGCCUAUGGUA
Messenger RNA from Aureobasidium uvarum, 1659 nucleotides. The record is from the annotation of a GenBank genome assembly. NCBI's taxonomy places the organism in Eukaryota, Fungi, Ascomycota, Dothideomycetes, Dothideales, Saccotheciaceae.